AUGCUGGCUCUCAAGCCGCCUGGCGUAUCCGGCUCAAAGAUUGGUGGCAUCACAAAUUUGUGCAAUGCCAACGUGCAGAACGAAUCAGUUCUCAUUCAGAAAAUUUACACUCACUUCAAGAAGGCCCCGGGCUCCCACAAGCUGGGUGUGCUCUAUGUGGUAGACUCAGUAACUCGGCAAUGGGUAGAGGCCGCGCGCAAGGCCGGUCAGGUUCCUGGCGGCGAUGCGCCUGAUGGAACCUUCGCUGCUGGUGUCAAGCGUGUCACUGAUCUCCUCCCCAUCCUGAUGACAGAUAUCAUCAAUAACGCUCCCCAUGACCAAAAGGACAAGAUCAAGAAGCUGGUUGACAUUUGGGAACGUGGUGUGACUUUCCCGACCCCGAUGCUCAUUUCAUUCAAGGAGAAAUUGAAUGCUGCUCAAAACGUCGAAUCGAACACCCCCGAAGGAUCCCCUGCGCCGAACGCCAACCCGAUCGGAAUCCCGCAACAGCCGGCAGCACCUGAUACCUCGAGCAUCCUGAAAGCUUUGGCCGAUAUGGCCAAGCAGAACACUACCGCGCCUGCUGCUCCUUCGUCCCUUGCGCCGGCCAACCCUAUGGGUGCUUUCAACUCGGCAUCUGUGACCCCUGCCAAUGAUCCGAGCUCGCACAUGGCUGCUGCUAUGAGUGCACUCGGCGCCGGUGGACCUGUCGCGCCUCCCUUCGCAGGUAUGCCCGGCAUGGGUCAGAACCCUGCUCUCCAGCCGCAGAGUCAGAGUGGAACUCCGAUCUCGAUGCCCGCCGCGAACCCGUUGACCGCAAUGCUUCCUCAGGCUGCGCAGCCUGCCGCACCCGAUUCGAACGCCAUGGCACAACAGCUCCAACUUCUUCAGAUGCUCGCUGCUCAGGGUAUCCCUCAGGACCAGUGGGGAACUGCUUUGCAGCUCUUCAGUAUGACCAACAAUGGUGGCAUGGGCGGUAUGCCGGGCAUGCCUGGUAUGCCUGCGAUGCCUGGUGGACCAAUGGCUGGGUUCAACCCGAUGCAAGGACAGAAUGUUGGUGGAUGGGGUCACUCGGACGCCCAGAAUAAGGAUGAUCGUGGCCGUGAAUACCCUCGCUCGCCGCCCACUGGAUAUCGUCGUCGUUCUCGCUCUCCUGGCUGGGAUAGACGCCGUACUGCUUCGCCUCCUCGCCGUCGUGACAGCCCUGUUUAUGGAGAAUAUGGUGAAUCACCUGGUCGUCGUGGAGACCCGCGUGAUGUACGCGGUCGCCGUGGUAAUGAGUAUCGCCAACGUAGCCCUCCUGGUGGUCGUGGUGGUAGACGUCGCUCGCCUUCGCCUGCUCGUAACAAGGAUCCUAACUUGCCUCCCCCUGGACCCAAGUUCAUUGAAUGGGACUAUUCGAUUGGUCAGGGUAUGAUCAAAGUCUUGAGCCGAACUCUUUUCGUUGGUGGUGUCACCUCCUCUGAGGCUCACCUGCGUCAGCUCUUUGGUCAGUUUGGCAUUGUUCAAACUUGCAUUGUCAACGUGGACAAGCGCCACGCUUUUAUUAAGAUGGUUAGCCGCACCGAUGCCAUGCAGGCACGUGAUGGAAUGGAGUCUUACCGUACCGGCGAGAUGCAACUCAGGACUCGUUGGGGUGUUGGCUUUGGUCCCCGUGACUGCAGCGACUACCAAACUGGAGUUAGCAUAAUUCCAAUUGAGCGUUUGACGGAGGCUGAUCGCAAGUGGAUGCUUUCUGCGGAGUAUGGUGGAACUGGUGGACGUCCUAUUGAAUCUGGAAUGAUUGUUGAGGAGCCCGACAUUGAAAUCGGCGCAGGUGUCUCCUCCAAGGCUAUCAGCCGUCGCAUCGCCACUGACACUGGCGGCAAGCGUGGCCCAAUUUCCACUCGCACCAACCCUAACCCCCAGGAUACUCGUUUCGGCGGUCGUCGUCCUGAGCGUGAUGGAUACGGUGGUGGUCCCCAGAUGGGUGGUGGAGAACUUGACAUGCCUAACAUGAACAACCAGGGAGCUGCACCUGCAGUUCCUUCCUAUGGUUUCAACUUUGCCAGCAUGCCCAUGCUACCUCCCGGAUUCAUGAUGGGUGGUCAGCCCGGUAUGCCCGGUGCUCAGCCUCCUUCCGGUGGUCAGGGUAACUGA
Molecule: messenger RNA, 2118 nt
Organism: Penicillium expansum
Lineage: Eukaryota; Fungi; Ascomycota; Eurotiomycetes; Eurotiales; Aspergillaceae
Product: Nrd1 complex RNA-binding subunit
Exons: 5
Coding region: 1-2118 (705 amino acids)
Cellular component (GO): nucleus
Molecular function (GO): RNA binding
Source: RefSeq, a predicted model, not a curated record